UCAGCGUCUGCGCGCUCACCCCAAAAAAAUUUCAAACACCUCUGCUAAAUGUUAAUGGCGGUACUCACCACACCAUUUUCAGCUUAUUAUAAACUCAAAACCCAUCUCCUCUCUCUCACAAACAACCCACUCGCUCUCCCUCUCCGUCUUUCUCUGUGUAGUUCUAUCUUGGAUUCUCCAUUUUCGAGCACUCUCGAUCUCCAAUGGCGGACCAAGGAAACUGCAUGAGGGUCACCCGUUUGGCGGCGAAGAAGAGAGCGGCGGAGGCUAUGGCGGAUUCCGAUCAGAACAAGAGGAAGAGGGUUGUUCUGGGCGAGAUUCAGAACGUGCUUCCUUCACAAGAUGGGGGUUUGAGCAAGAAACAGAAGCUUAGUGUUGAGAGUGAGAAGCUGAAGAGUAAGCCCAAGAGGAAUGUGAAGAAAUCGAAAGUGGGUCCCACUGAAACCAAGGGUUUGAAGGUGGUAAUUGAUCCUGCAAUUGAUUCCGUUGCGAAAUGCGACGAUCCCCAGAUGUGUGGAGCCUAUGUUUCUGAUAUCUAUGAAUAUCUUCAUACAAUGGAGAUGGAAGCUAAGAGAAGGCCGAUGUCCGAUUAUUUGGAGAAGAUUCAGAAAGAUGUAACUGCAAACAUGAGAGGGGUUUUGGUGGAUUGGUUGGUUGAGGUGGCGGAGGAGUACAAGCUUCUAUCGGAUACAUUGUAUCUAACCGUUUCGUACAUCGACAGAUUCUUGUCUAUGAAUGUUAUCAGUCGGCAAAAGCUUCAGCUUCUCGGUGUUUCUUCAAUGCUCAUCGCCUCGAAAUACGAGGAGAUUAGUCCUCCACAUGUCGAAGAUUUUUGCUACAUAACCGAUAACACGUACACCAAGGAAGAUGUGGUAGAUAUGGAGGCUCACGUGCUUAAAUCCCUCAAAUUCGAAAUGGGGAAUCCUACAGUGAAGACGUUUCUCAGAAAAUUCACCAGAAUUGCUCAAGAAGAUUUUGAGGAUUCGAGUUUGCAAUUGGAGUUCUUGGGCUACUACUUAGCAGAACUAAGUCUGCUCGAUUACGGAUGUGUGAAAUUCUUGCCGUCUGUGGUGGCUGCAUCAGUGAUGUUCUUAUCGAGAUUUACACUUCAACCUAAGCUACAUCCUUGGAGUUCGGCUCUAGAAAACCAAUCGGGAUACAAAGCCGCGGAUCUAAAAGAAUGCGUGUGCAUUCUGCACGACUUGCAAUCGAAGAAAAGAAGUGGUGCUUUGGUAGCCGUGAGGGAUAAAUACAAGCAACACAAGUUCAAAUGCGUAUCGGAACUGACCCCGCCAUCGGAAAUACCCGAGUCUUUUUUCGAUAUCGCUAGAGAUUGUAACUAGGGCACUGGUCUUGAAGGCUUGGAAUCGAAGGGGAAAUGUACAUAAAAGUGGUGGUGUACGAAAGAGAUCGAGGCCUCUCUGCUUGUGUUCUUCGUUGAAUCCAUAUGGGGUUUUUUCUGCUGCCAGCUUCGCCGGAAGGGUAGAUUAGUCCAUUACUAACAUAGAUAGGCUACAAUAUAUGUUUUUUUUCCUUUAGGAAGUUUUUCUGCUCUUCUUCUUGAUUAUGAUUUAUGUUGACAUACUUGAAAAUUUUAUCAAAUUUAUAUAUUAUUAAUAGUAUUGAGCUUUU
Erythranthe guttata (spotted monkey flower) is the source of this 1632-nucleotide messenger RNA. RefSeq names its product putative cyclin-A3-1. The record is from RefSeq and is a predicted model, not a curated record. Gene Ontology annotation, biological process: mitotic cell cycle phase transition. NCBI's taxonomy places the organism in Eukaryota, Viridiplantae, Streptophyta, Magnoliopsida, Lamiales, Phrymaceae. Gene Ontology annotation, molecular function: cyclin-dependent protein serine/threonine kinase regulator activity.